Messenger RNA from Propithecus coquereli (Coquerel's sifaka), 1570 nucleotides. It is a transcript of the gene POLR3H, whose product is annotated as polymerase (RNA) III (DNA directed) polypeptide H (22.9kD). Gene Ontology annotation, cellular component: RNA polymerase III complex. Gene Ontology annotation, molecular function: DNA-directed RNA polymerase activity; DNA binding. Bases 57 to 671 code for a protein of 204 amino acids. The record is from RefSeq and is a predicted model, not a curated record. The transcript has 7 exons. Gene Ontology annotation, biological process: transcription initiation at RNA polymerase III promoter; DNA-templated transcription. NCBI's taxonomy places the organism in Eukaryota, Metazoa, Chordata, Mammalia, Primates, Indriidae.
CGAGCCGGCGCGGCUGUGUGCGGUGCGCCGCGAGUGAGCCCCCAGCGCAGGCCGGGAUGUUCGUCCUCGUGGAGAUGGUGGACACCGUGCGGAUCCCCCCGUGGCAGUUUGAGAGGAAGCUAAACGACUCCAUUGCUGAGGAGCUGAACAAGAAGUUGGCCAACAAGGUCGUGUACAACGUGGGACUCUGCAUCUGUCUGUUUGACAUCACCAAACUGGAGGAUGCCUACGUGUUCCCAGGGGAUGGUGCGUCACACACCAAAGUCCAUUUUCGCUACGUGGUGUUCCAUCCGUUCCUGGAUGAGAUUCUGAUUGGGAAGAUCAAAGGCUGCAGCCUGGAGGGAGUGCACGUCUCUCUAGGGUUCUUCGACGACAUCCUCAUCCCUCCAGAGUCACUACAGCAGCCAGCCAAGUUUGACGAGGCGGAGCAGGUAUGGGUGUGGGAGUACGAGACGGAGGAAGGAGCGCAUGACUUAUACAUGGACACCGGCGAGGAGAUCCGCUUCCGGGUAGUGGACGAGAGCUUUGUGGACACGUCCCCAACCGGACCCAGCUCAGCCGAGGCCACCUCUUCCAGUGAGGAGCCGCCAAAGAAGGAGGCCCCGUACACACUUGUGGGAUCCAUCAGUGAGCCAGGCCUGGGCCUUCUCUCCUGGUGGACCAGCAACUAGUCCUGGGGCUCGACAGUGGACCCUGCCCAUUGGCAGACCCCACCCCUAGGAAGGUGGUGCGGCCAGCUGUGAAGACAACAGCAGCUGAGGCUGAUGCUACGUGCAGCUGGACAGGGAGAGGGGCCAGAAGUGCCCGCCAGCUUGUCCCCCGUGCCAUCCUGGUCCUGCUCCUCCUCUCAGAGCUGCUACUGAAAUCCUGCCAUCCCCACGGACUUCUGGCUUUCGGCAAAGACAAUAAACAACGUCAGCAUCAGUAGGGAAGGGCCACCCUUGUCUUACGACCUAAGGUUACUGAGUUGCCACAGCAUGUCCUCCCUCAUCCCAGAUCACUUGUGGAGAUGGCCUCUCCCAACCCCCACAAAAUGGCAGGACUUGGGGGCUGUGAGAUCCAGGCUGUCUCAGGCUGGGCUUUGGGCCCUGGAAGCUGCCAGUUGCUAGCUGGGUCUGAACAUUAAGGACCAACCACCUUCCCACCGGCUUUAGAAGGAGGAGAGUAGCCUGAGUCAGCCAAACCAGCUCCUGCUCAAGAAGUAGAAGCCGUGGACUCCGCUGGCCCAAGAAGGGUGGUGACCACACCCUGUUAUCUCCCACCUCCCUCCGUGCCGUGGUACGGCAGGAAGCCUGGGGCCAGCUGACACGCAGACCUCAGCCAUGCGUACUCUGCAGGUCUGCUGGUGACACCCUGGAUCUGGGCCCCACAUCACUUGCUCAGGAGAAGGGCUUUGCCAGGUUCCUCCUGCCCUUUCGCCCACGUCUGCUGACACCAGGACACUCAUUUUGCAGUAAGUCUUGUCCUGGUGAUGGGGCCUCCUGCCCUGGGCUUUUUGGCUCUUAAUAGGGCAACAGAGUGGAGGUGCUGGACGCAUGUGUGCCUGGCUUCUGGCUGGGGCUCUGCUUCC